This is a messenger RNA of Stylophora pistillata, 637 nucleotides long. RefSeq names its product lactadherin-like. The record is from RefSeq and is a predicted model, not a curated record. NCBI's taxonomy places the organism in Eukaryota, Metazoa, Cnidaria, Anthozoa, Scleractinia, Pocilloporidae.
UUGAAUGAAGGUAGAGGACAUGGAGUGUGGUGUCCUGAUACUAAAUCUGACUGAACAGACUUUCUUCAAGUUGAUAUGGGCACAGAGCACCUUGUUUGUGCCGUGGCGACACAAGGACAUGGAGGAGAUACUCGAGUCACCAGUUACAAAGUACGCCUCUCUGCGGACGCAAUAACUUGGAUCACUUACAAGGAAAUAAACAUUGAAAAGGUGUUUGUAGGAAAUUCCGAUGGAAGGAGUGUUGUGAAAAAUUCAUUGGGUACUGACUUCAAAGCCAGAUAUGUUCGGUUUUAUCCUGUCACAUUUAACCACUGGCCAUGCACGAGUGUUGAAAUAUACACCAGUUGAUGACUUGUGGAAGGAACCACAUCAGUGAAAGUGGAAUUUAAAUUCCUGAAGCAGGACAAAAAUAGCCAAACAAUGCAAUAAGUGAAUGGCUUAUGCAAAUAAUAUCAAUAGAUUCAGUGGAAUGGAGACUCCUGAAGCGUGGAUGCCUGAAACCAAAAAGCAAAGCAGUCAGCCAAUAAGUAAUCAGUUAUGUAGGAAAACAGUAUCAACUCGUCCAAACAAUAAUGUACCAACAAAAGCGGGCUAAAACACGCCAACAGCAGCUCAGUAUGCUACAUUAAUAGCAAUG